Molecule: messenger RNA, 615 nt
Organism: Hibiscus syriacus
Lineage: Eukaryota; Viridiplantae; Streptophyta; Magnoliopsida; Malvales; Malvaceae
Product: disease resistance protein At4g27190-like
Exons: 1
Coding region: 1-615 (204 amino acids)
Molecular function (GO): ADP binding
Source: RefSeq, a predicted model, not a curated record
AUGUUUUCGUUGGUGUCCAAAUUGGAGUUGGCGAUAUUGAUUAAGGAGAUUGAGAAGAAGACAAAGGAUAACAGAAAGCUUGUGGAAGGUUCCCAUUUCGAACGAAUAGGCCGUCGUACAGAGCUUCCCAGCUUGGAGCUCUUGCCGUCUGAGGGUAUUAUGACUUCCAAAACUUCAACUGCUGCUUUCAGUAAGAUCAUGGAAGCAUUGAAGGAUGAUAAGAUCAAAAUGAUCGGAGUGUGGGGAAUGAGAGGUGUGGGUAAAACCGCCAUAGUCAAAAAAGUGGGCGGUGAAGUCAAUGGAUUGAAUCCAGUUAUAAUGUUCACGGUGUCUAAAACUCCAGACAAUGAAAAAUUUCAAAACAAAAUUGCUGAUGACAUAGACUUAAGUUUUGAGAAGAAGACCGAAGAAGAGAAAGCAGCAGAGUUAUGGAAUAGAUUAAAAGACGGAAAAUUCCUCAUUAUCCUUGAUGAUUUGUGGAAUGAGUGGAAUGACGAUGCCAACUUGAAAAAGAUAGGCAUUCCAUUGGUUGAAAACGGGAAAGGUUGUACACUCAUUUUGACCACACGUCGCAGGACAGUAUGCGAAUCUAUAAAAUUCAAGUUAUUAUUCUAA